Esox lucius (northern pike) is the source of this 2814-nucleotide messenger RNA. Its product is annotated as neuronal PAS domain-containing protein 4B-like. The transcript is spliced from 8 exons. NCBI's taxonomy places the organism in Eukaryota, Metazoa, Chordata, Actinopteri, Esociformes, Esocidae. Gene Ontology annotation, molecular function: DNA-binding transcription factor activity, RNA polymerase II-specific; protein dimerization activity; RNA polymerase II transcription regulatory region sequence-specific DNA binding. Gene Ontology annotation, biological process: regulation of transcription by RNA polymerase II. The record is from RefSeq and is a predicted model, not a curated record. Bases 205 to 2814 code for a protein of 869 amino acids.
ACCGACAAUACAAACGGAUAGAGACUAGUUCCAAUUAACUGACAAGGCAAACUCUAUUCAUCUAGUCAUUCUCAUUUUAAGCACUCAGUUGUUAAUUCAUAGCCUCCUAAUAAUGAAAAUGAAGUAGAGCGACAGAACAACUCCUUGACUUCUACAAACCUUCCGACCUCGGAACAGACAUCUGUUCUAAAAAGGCAAGAGACAAUGUAUCGGUCCACAAAAGGAGCGUCCAAGGCUCGGAGGGAUCAAAUCAACGCAGAGAUUCGGAACCUCAAGGAACUUUUGCCAAUCUCCGAUACGGACAAAGCACGACUGUCCUACCUACACAUCAUGUCACUUGCCUGCAUGUACACCAGAAAAUCGUUAUUCUUCUCUCAAGAUUUUCGUCAAGACGAAACCACGGACUUAUUCACGUUUCCCGAGCUUUCCGAGAUGAUGAACGAAUUUUCGGGUUUCACGGUACUCCUUACAAGUGACGGAAAACUUCUGUAUCUAUCAGACAACGUUGCAGACCACCUUGGACACUGUAUGGUGGACUUGGUUGCCCAGAGUGACAGUGUGUAUGAUAUUAUCAAUCCUGUUGACCAUUUCGUUAUGAGGAACAGUCUUGUAAGUCUACCAACGGCCGAUACUGACACAGAAAGGUUAUUUCGAUGUCGCUUCAAUACUACAAAGUUUAUACGGCGCCAGGGUAUGAGGGACCAGUUGAUGUUAAUCAGAGCUCGCUGCCUCACCCCACCCUGCCCUGCCUCCAAUUACUGGAUUUCCAACCCAGUAUGGGUGUUUUUCUGUACCCCACUAAAGACAAACACAAUGGCCAGGAGUGCCCCGCUCACCCCCCCUGCUGAGCAGUCCUUCCUGCUGGCUUGUUUUCAGUCUCAACACCAAAGGGACAUGAGGCUUUUGGAUGCAGAGGAAAGUGUGUGUCUGUACCUGGGCUACGAUGUCAAAUCUCUACGCUCCCGAUCCUGGUACAGCCUGAUCCAUCCCAGGGAUCUGUCCCAUGCCUGCGAACAACACCAAGUCCUCUUGAGUGGAGGAGGGGAGCGGAAAGUGGAGGUGGUACUGCAGGUAGAAGCAGCCGACCACUCUUGGGUCUGGCUUUAUAUGAUCCUCCAGCUGAACAUUGGAGAAGCCCCUGUCAGCUGUCACAACUACGUCAUCAGUGAGUCAGAGGCGUGGUCAAUACGCCAGCAGCUGUGUUUGGAGCAGAACCAGUUCCCUGGGUUUUUGGGCUCUGGUGAGAGUCUGUCCAGUCCAGAUCAGGUCUUCACCCCAAGCAGCAGUGGCCUGUCUGCCCACUCUUUUGACUUCAGCACCACCCCGGCUGGUGGGAGCGCUUGUGAGGAGCUCAUGCAACCAGGUGGUUCUGUUCCUGAGUUAGGCCUGUCACCUCUAGAUGAGCAGAACCUUCCCCAGAUACCUGGAGGACAACACCAGUGGGAAUCAAAGACAACCAAUCUCUCUGUUGGACCGACCACAGUGUACCCUCCUCCCUCAAUGACUGACCCAGAGUCUGACAUUCAGACUCAGAGACGGACCUCUGUACUUAAAAGGUCAGAGCCCCUCCCCUCCUACCUCACCAAGCCCCUUGCUCCUCUAUCUAUGCACCAACCUCAGCAGAUGGGGGAGUUUGCAUGCACUCCCCCGUAUACCCCUCAUUAUGGAUGUGGACAUUUUCCUUUUGGGGAGAAACUGCAACUCAGUUUAGAUGAAGCUGUGGCAUGCCCACUGGACCAAACCGUUAUUAUGUCAUCAUAUAGGGCCCCAGCCCUCCACUCUGAUAAUCAUCAAUGGAUUCAGUUCCCAGCAGAGACCCAGACAAAGCUGCCCACAACCACCAAUAGUUUUAGGACAAAUGAAUGCUCCAUUGUGGGCCUGCCACAAAUAAGGGGGCCCUUGUAUGUGAAUGUUCCCCAAAGGCCCCACCAUGGCCCUCUGAAUGAGCUCCCCCUUACACCAGAUGCCUCACCCACACACCCACCCUGCUCCUUCUUCUCCAUAGACAGUGAGCAGGAGAGAGAGAAGGAGGACAUUUCUCUCUUGGCUAAAUAUAUUAGCUCUUUAGCUGAGGGAUUUAGCUGUGACCCUGUUCUUCCUGAAGUAACCCCAUCCAACUUGCUGUCCAAUUUCAACUUCCAGGCCACAUCUCAGAAUUCCCCUUUUGGGAAUGAGUGCGAGCCAUGUCAGGGGCCAGACGCAGUUCUUAGUCAAGAUGAUAUCUCUCCAUAUGAGGAGAGCGUGUUGCUCCAGAGCCUGAUUAAGGAGCUGUCGUCUUUACCUUUGUCCUCUUCUUCAUCCUCCGCUUCUCCCUCUUCCUCUGCCUUUAACUCAUCCCCCCCUUGCUCGCCACUCACCCCAGUCGCCAAGUGUAUCCCCAACGUUGUCGAGGGUGAACCUCCACUUGAUAUUAACCACAUCUGUAGCGUCCAGCCGACGCAGUGUAGCCGCAUGGCAGUAGUGGGCGCUAUGAUGGCUGUCAGAACAGAGCCAGUAAAACGCACAGAGGACUCGUGUGAGAUUGGGAUGGACGUUAAAGCAUCAGCAGAGCCUCAACUACCACUGCCAUCGUCAGCCAUCUCUUUCACAGACUUCCAGGAGUGUGCCACUGCCCUUGUCCAGCCUAGUCCUGCAAUCGGUCUGCCUCAUGCCCAAUCCCUUCUGGAGGAGCUGGGUGCCAUGGAACCUCUGUUUGAGGCCGAUGCCUCUUUCACCCCAUCUUGGGGUCACAACCUGAGUUGUAUCAACUCCCACUCAACCGUGCAUUCGCCAAGCUUUUAUCAAGAUGGAAGCCUGCGUGACCAUGCGUUCUAA